Molecule: messenger RNA, 996 nt
Organism: Oldenlandia corymbosa var. corymbosa
Lineage: Eukaryota; Viridiplantae; Streptophyta; Magnoliopsida; Gentianales; Rubiaceae
Source: the annotation of a GenBank genome assembly
AUGGUGGUCUUAUCUAAACCUGCAAUGGAACAGUAUGGCUUAGUCAAGAACAAUUCUUGUAAAACUAACACAUUCUUCCCUGGUAUUCCAUUGAUAGACCUCUCUAAGCCUGAUGCCAAGCAUCUUCUGGUAAAGGCUUGCCAGGAAUUCGGAUUCUUUAAGGUCAUCAACCAUGGAAUUCCGACUGAAUUCAUUUCCAGGCUUGAGUCUGAAGCUGUCAAGUUCUUCUCGUUGCCUUUAUCUGAGAAGGAAAAAGCCGGCCCUGCCAACCCUUUUGGCUAUGGUAACAAGAAAAUUGGACCCAAUGGUGACGUGGGUUGGGUGGAAUACAUCCUUUUAGAUCCUCAAUUCAAUUUCCAAAAGUUUGAGACCGUUUUUGGUGUAACCCCUGAAAAGAUUCAAGCUGCUGUACAUGAUUAUGUAGCAUCAGUGAAGAAAAUGGCUUGUGACAUUCUUGAAAAGUUGGCAGAGGGACUUAACAUUCAACCCAAAAAUGUGUUCAGCAAGCUAUUGAUGCAUGAACAGAGUGACUCUGUUUUCAGAGUGAAUCACUAUCCGCCGUACCCGGAUUUGCAUGGCCGGAAUCUGAUUGGGUUUGGAGAGCACACCGACCCUCAAAUCAUCUCUGUAUUGAGAUCUAACAACACAUCCGGCCUUCAAAUUGCAUUGAAAGACGGGAGUUGGUUGCCAGUUCCGCCUGAUCAAAAUUCAUUCUUUGUCAAUGUUGGCGACUCAAUGCAGGUUUUGACAAAUGGAAGGUUCAAAAGUGUAAGGCACAGGGUAUUGGCAAACAGUUUGAAAUCAAGGGUUUCAAUGAUUUAUUUUGGAGGACCACCCUUGAGUCAGAAGAUAGCUCCAUUGCCAUCGCUGCUCAUGAAUGGUGAAGAAGACAGCUUGUACAGAGAGUUUACAUGGUUUGAGUACAAAAUGUCUGCUUACAAGUCAAGACUUGCUGAUAAUAGACUUGGCCUCUUUGAGAAAGUUGCUGCCUCAUAA